Metarhizium brunneum ARSEF 3297 is the source of this 1032-nucleotide messenger RNA. RefSeq names its product Casein kinase II subunit beta-1 (gene ckb-1). Gene Ontology annotation, molecular function: protein kinase regulator activity. Gene Ontology annotation, cellular component: UTP-C complex; cytoplasm; protein kinase CK2 complex. Gene Ontology annotation, biological process: regulation of transcription by RNA polymerase III. The record is from RefSeq and is a predicted model, not a curated record. NCBI's taxonomy places the organism in Eukaryota, Fungi, Ascomycota, Sordariomycetes, Hypocreales, Clavicipitaceae.
AUGUCUACAGACUCGGGCGCGCCUGAGUCGUGGAUCUCAAGCUUUUGUGCUCUUCUAGGCCAUGAGUAUUUCGCCGAGGUAUCAGAGGAGUUUAUCGAGGAUGAUUUUAACCUGACGGGUCUUCAGACCCAGGUGGCCAUGUAUAAGGAAGCAUUGGAGAUGAUAUUGGAUGUGGAGCCCGAAGACGAUGAAGAUGAGGAGGAAGAGGAGGAAGAGGAGGAUGAUAAUGAAUCCGGUCUGGGGGAUGGCCAAGAGCGAAUGGGUGGCCGACCAGGCGAGCGAAGACACCAUAGUAGAAUGGCCAGCGACUUGUCUGUCAUUGAGUCCUCAGCAGAAAUGCUUUACGGCCUCAUUCACCAACGGUUUAUAUGCUCGCGUGCUGGAAUCCAGCAGAUGAGCGAAAAAUAUGAACUCGGCCACUUUGGAUGCUGCCCACGGACCAACUGUGACCAGGCAAGGACGUUGCCCGUCGGACUCUCUGAUAUACCGGGCGAGGAUACCGUCAAGCUGUUCUGCCCGGCUUGCCUGGACGUCUAUGUCCCACCAAACAGCCGUUUCCAAACUGUCGACGGAGCAUUCUUUGGUCGCACAUUCGGCGCCCUUUUCCUUCUUACCUUCCCCGAGUACGACCUCACCAAGAGGGGGGUCGAGGUUCUCUCUUCAGCAACCUCGCGCAUAGCAGCUGAUGAGGAGCUCGUCAACGGCAUGUACACCAGGAACAUUGCCCCGGGCCUAGGACCUGGCCGCAUCUAUGAGCCCAAGAUUUAUGGCUUCAGAGUUUCAGAGCGGGCUCGAUCGGGCCCGCGCAUGCAAUGGCUACGAGCUCGACCAAUCGAUGUCAACGACCUUGACGAGUCUCGCAUCUACGCUGAACAAUGCGCCGAAUCCGAGGAUGACGACGAAUCCAUGAACCUUAACGGGAGGGCAAUGGUCCGUCGACGACCUCCUGGCAACGCCCGUCUCCGCCAGCGACAAAACCAGAACGGCAGUCCCAUGGCUCUAUCAACGAACGGCGCCGAAUCCGAGCUGUAG